CCUGAUCGCAUGAGUAAAGGAGUAGAUAGCAGGAUUUAAGUGUUAGCAGUCUGCCCUUGUCUGCCUGAGCUUACUUAAAUCACUGUUUUAUGGUCUAUUGCCCGCUGUGCGUAUCAGGCUGCUGUCAGCAUCAUGGCGGGAGAAAGCGGUUUCGGCAAGAUCUUGCUUUGGAGGAAUUCGUGCCUUUUGAAGGUGUUGCUGCACGAAGUAUUGCAGGCGUCAAUGCCCCCAGAUCUCCGCGCCCUGCUGUUCCAAGGAAGGAACCUGUCUAGCUUUCUGCGUGACUUUCAGGAUUUUAGCCUUACGAAGAUAUGGGACGAGGAGACGAUGUGGUACACGUUCCCCGUGUUCGUUUGUGAAGGACUAAGUGAGGAGGUGUACACCCUCAUGUUGAAGUCGCAAACCUGGGAUGAGCUGGAAGCUUCUCUGAAGUUAAGGUUCCCAGAGGAUGGGGUGGAAUGCAGGCUUGGUAAGGGCCCUGAGCAGCCAGCCGAGGCCGCGUCAACACAAGGAGAGCUGAGUGGUAUACAGAGGCAAGUUGGGAUGCUGGAAGAGAGGUUGGCGUGGUUGGAAGAAGCCAGGCGUGGCGAGAGGAAGACUUUCGAAGGAGCAUCUAACGGACCAGCUGGGCAGGGUGAGGCGGAGGUAAGGGAGGAUCAUCAAGAAUUACUCCUCCACAAGAGGACCCCGAGAGGGAAAGUUUGCGCCCUAGAAAGAGAUGAAGAUGAGGGGGUCAUUGAGAUCAAGGAGGAGCGAGAAUCCAGUAUGGCCCUACCCGUUAUUGCGCCGGAGCCGAAGGGAGGGUCCAUUGGCAGAAAGGCACCGUCGGCUGUGGGUCGGGAUAGGCAAAGGAGUAAAUGGUGGCCAGAGCAUUGGGCAGAAGUGGUAUGUGAUCGUUGGGGAAAGAUUGGUCGCACCCCUCAAGGAGGCAAGGAAAAAGGGGAGCCUGAACCCCCAAGUUGACGAAGGUUCAGCGGAAGGCGAGGAAUCGGACCCAGGAAGGUCAGGGUACCGGAAAGGGGCAGUGCUCACAGA
Chara braunii is the source of this 1035-nucleotide messenger RNA. The record is from the annotation of a GenBank genome assembly. Lineage: Eukaryota; Viridiplantae; Streptophyta; Charophyceae; Charales; Characeae.